AUGAUCCCCUCGAUACUGGCCAGGAGAUGGCUCACACGCGCCCCAGCUCUGCGGACACCUCUACGGUAUGCUAUACCAAGCAGAACACCCGCUCGGACCAUUGUCAUACAAGCUCCUGGGCCGUCGGACGAGCGACAACCCCUCGAGAUUGUUGAUGCCUCCCCCACCUCUGAUCCCUUUCGCAAUCAGCACCCCUACGCCGCCAUCGAGCCUCCUACUCCCCAAAAUCAGACCGAGGAAACGUCUCCCACCACCGCUACGGUCCCGGCUACGUCUCUCCCUGCACCUCCUGCCUCGGUGCCUUUUCGCCCUCUCUACCUCCAACACCCCUUUGAUACGCACGCCUUUGUCGCCUAUCUGGAAAAGCACGAUGUCUCCCUUGGCACCGCGCGUGUCCUCAUGGAGGCGGUCAGGCGCUUCAUCGUGCGCAGAGGCGAGGUCGCGCGGGAUUGCAUGCUAGGCAAGGAGGAUAUGGAAAACGCGGCGUAUCUCUUCCGGGCGGCACUGAAUGAACUGCGGACGGAGUUGAGCGUACGAACGCGGAAUGACGGAACGGCGCUCAAGGCCAUGUCGAGUGCGAUCAGAAGAGAAGUGGACCAGCUGGAGCAGAAGUUGAAGGAAGAUGUUCAGACUUUGAAGCAUGAUAUCGAGAUGGACAUGAACAAUAGGAAGGCGGAUACGAGGACAGAAAUGAAGGGAUUUGACAUGGAGAUUGAGGAAAUCAACAACAAGUUUACCAUCUCGCUUGGAGACCUGCGGACGGAAAUUGAGUCUGCCAAGUGGGACUCUGUGCGGCGCGCGAUCUCUAUCAUCGUCGUCGUCGUUCUCUUUGGCGUCGGUACCUCCAUCUACUACGCACCACCCAACAAUCCCCCUCCCCCAGCUGUCGCGCCCAUCAAGCCCGCACCCGCCAUGCGAGACAUGAGCACUUCAACGGACGACGAGCUGAUGACGGACGAGGCGGUGGUGACGAUCUCGGAAGAGAAGCUGGAGAAGCUGUUGAUGGACAAGGGAGUGGCGGAUAUCGCUACCGGGCGAGGCAAGCGGGCGAGGGUGGAGAAGGAGGAGGUCCAUGUCGAUCGGAUCUAG
Messenger RNA from Dioszegia hungarica, 1089 nucleotides. RefSeq names its product mitochondrion protein. The record is from RefSeq and is a predicted model, not a curated record. Gene Ontology annotation, cellular component: mitochondrion. The transcript is spliced from 4 exons. NCBI's taxonomy places the organism in Eukaryota, Fungi, Basidiomycota, Tremellomycetes, Tremellales, Bulleribasidiaceae. Bases 1 to 1089 code for a protein of 362 amino acids.